GGAGCUCAAUUUUUUAUAAGAUGAGAAAUUAAAAAUCUUAAUAUUAUAGAUUUGUAUAUCGUCCAAUAAAAAUCUCCCAUUUUCUGCAGAUUUCUCACUCACCGCCUCCAAAAUCUGAAGAUCAUUUCCAAGGUCGCCCUCUCUCUCUCUCUCUCUCUCUCUCUCUCUCUCUCUCUCGUUUUAUUGAUUUAUUAUCAUCUAUUGGAGCCCAUUUUCGAAAAAUACAUUCCGAAACCCUAGCUCCAGUUUCUUCUCACAGCAUUUACAUUUUCAAACUCUUUGAAUAUUAUUGCUAUUUUGUUGAUUUAAUUGUUAAAUGUCCAAAUUGCUCUUGAAUUCUACGAAAUUCAGCUAUGCUAUCUCGGUUUGAUCACUGAGGCAUGAUCGUGUUCAACGAACCAUUAUUUAUGGGUUUGGUUCUUAAAUUUCUUUAGUUUUUGUAAUUUUGGGGUUUUGAGUAUUUGAAUUUUCUUAGUCUGGUAUGAUUAAUGGAGAUGAGACUAGCGAGAACUCAAGAGAAGUUACCUCCCCGGAUCCAUCUUGCGAGUUUUCGCCCAAGUCGGGAAACAGUGAUGCAUCCCCUGCUCAAUCUCACUAUUCAUCUUGCGGAGAGUCGGAGUACGACAGGUACUGCAGCGCGAACUCAGCCAUGGGUACGCCAAGCUUGUGUAGCUCACUCGGAACUUUCCAUGAGUGCCUUGAUUCUGAAUUUGGGUCUCUGAAAAGUUUUGGGCUUGGAGAUGCUAGUGGUUUGGAAAACUUUAGCUUGGGAGGGAGGUUCGUUAGAAGUCACGAUGACCAGGUACUGCCAUCUUCUGGUGGAUUUGAUUGUUUGGAUGAUCGUAGACUUGAACUUUGUAAAGGAAAUAUUGAUGAUCACGAUCCUGGAACUUCCAUAGAACUAGGCGAUGGUUCGUUGAAGAUAAGAAAUGGGUCAAAUUUUUAUGGUUACGACGAUAAUUCUUUCUUGCCCACUACCACUCUUGCAACAAGAGGUGAUACUACAUUGUUAAAUGCUGGUAAUGGAUCUAAGUUACGAAGGCUUGGGGACGUAAGUAUUCACUUAGACUAUGAUGUCUGUGGUGAAGACGGUAAUGGAGAUUUUUUAUCGUGGAGAGAACAUGGUGAGACCGGGGUGUCACAAAGUGCUGCUGAAAAUGUAUCCCAUGAAGCGAUCAUGGAUAAAAGAAUUGUUGAGGGUAAUUCUUGUAAUUCCCAGUUUUCAUCAGUGGUUGAAGAAGGUUCACCGGAUUACAUGGUUGCUGCACAGGUAGACAGUGAUUUUGAUAGGUUAAAUUCAGAAACUAAUUUUCAAUUUGAUGUAAGGGAUACAGAAAGGUUAUCUGCAGAAGAUGAAACAUCGGCGAGGUGUGAACAUUCAGAAGAUGAGGAUUCAAUGUACAAUUAUGGUGCAGAUGAUGGGUAUAAAUUUGAUUCGUGUUCUGGAGAGAACAAACAUUGUCACCAGGAUGUGAAAACUGAGAAUAGAAACCCAUUGGUUAUGAACUCAUCUAUAGCUUAUGGUUCAGAAGAUUGGGAAGAUUUUAUGCAAGAAACAAUGGAAACUGCUGUCUUAAACAAUUUUCAGGAGCAGAGGCAAGAGAAGAUUGAAACUAAAAGAACCCUUCAGAAGUCUACUUCUGUGACCUCGAGUGGCUGUUCAAGUUUUGGUGGGCUGGAGCAAAGAGAAGAUGCUGGAGAUAUUCCUCUAGUCCAUAAUCAAACAUGGGGUGCUAAUGAAUCAGAGAAAUUUGAUAUGACUUAUUCUGUGACAAUGACUGGGGUUCCAGAUUUCAGUGAACUGGAGCAAGGAAAUGUUCCUAGAGCGACCGACCAACUUGGAGGUACUGAUGAUGCUGCAGAGUAUCUUGAAAGCUGUACCAUCCGCAACAUUUUUGAAGCUGAGCAGGAAUCCCUGAAGCAGAAAUCUUCUUUGGAGGUAGAUUUGAAUAUUGUGAACGGUGAACAUAAAAACAUAAAUGCCGAGAAAGUCAGUAGCAUUGAUCACAGUCAAUUAUCAGAAAAUCAAGUGUUGGGGAAAUCAACAUCACAGUUAGAUCCCCUUUCCAAUAUUACUAUCAGUCAAGUUCUCCUGUCAACUGAUGUACCUGGAAACAAUGAGGCAGAACUCUUUAAAGGUGAUGAACCAAAUUUGGCCCGGCCAACAUUUGAAAAUAAUAUAGGGAAAGCAUCAAAGAAUUCUUCUAAAUCAGUUGAUUUCCAUGAAGAGCAGCCUGUACCGACAGAGAAUCUGGAGUUUAAUCAAUUCUAUGAUGAGGUUGUCCAUGAAAUGGAAGAAAUUUUACUCGACUCUGGCGAGUCACCUGGGUCUAGGUUCCGUCAAGGUAAAAUAAUGUUUCGAUCCCACCUAUCUCUGCCUUCAAGGGAUGGUGGGGCAACUGCUUCCACUUCUGGCAUGGAUGAUGCCUAUUCACAAAUUCAGCACCUGUCAAGAAUUGAUGGUGUUGAAGUAGUAGGUGCAAAGCAGAAGAGGGGAGAUGUUUCACUCGGUGAAAGACUGGUUGGAGUAAAGGAAUACACGGUGUAUAAGCUAAGAGUGUGGAGGGGCAAGGAUCACUGGGAGGUUGAACGCCGAUACCGUGAUUUUUGUACUCUUUAUCGUCAAUUAAAGUCAUUUUAUGCAGAUCAGGACUGGAUUCUUCCUUCUCCAUGGUCCUCUGUCGAACGGGAAUCCAGAAAGAUAUUUGGAAGUGCUUCUCCAGAUGUUAUUGCAAAUAGAAGUGCUCUAAUUCAAGAGUGUUUACAAUCUAUUCUCCACUCCAGGUUCUCAUCCAGCCUACCUGGUCCUUUGAUUUGGUUUGUAUCCCCCCAAAAUUCCAUUCCUAGUUCUCCCGCAUCAAGUACUUCGCCGGUGCCUUGGUUUAAUCUUUUUUCCAGAGGCAUGGAUGAGGAGACUGUCACCUCUUUUGGGAAGACCAUAUCACUUAUAGUUGAAAACCGACCUAACAAGUCUAUGAAACAGACGCUAGAAGAACAACAGUAUGCUUGUGCUGGAUGCCACAAAUAUUUUGAUGAUGGAAAAACCCGGAUACGGGAAUUUGUACAGACAUUUGGAUGGGGCAAGCCUCGACUUUGCGAAUACACUGGUCAGUUGUUUUGUUCUUCAUGCCAUACCAAUGAUAGUGCAGUUUUGCCAGCCAGAGUUUUGCAUCACUGGGAUUUUACUCAAUAUCCGGUUUCUCAAUUGGCUAAAUCAUAUCUGGAUUCUAUACAUGAUAAGCCCAUGCUUUGUGUCAGUGCUGUAAAUCCUCUCCUAUUCUCAAAGGUCCCAGCCCUGCUUCAUGUUAUGGGUGUUAGGAAAAAAAUAGGAGCCAUGCUUCCAUAUGUUCGCUGCCCAUUUCGGAGGUCUAUCAACAAGGGACUUGCAUCUCGAAGAUACCUUCUUGAAAGCAAUGAUUUCUUUGCACUUAGGGACCUCGUUGAUCUUUCCAAAGGGGCAUUUGCAGCUCUCCCAGUCAUGGUUGAAACUGUAUCAAGGAAAAUAUCAGAGCAUAUCAUUGAGCAAUGCCUUAUAUGCUGUGAUGUCGGUGUCCCUUGUGGUGCUCGACAGGCUUGUGAUGAUCCAUCUGCACUCAUUUUUCCUUUCCAGGAAGGUGAGGUUGACAAGUGCAGAUCUUGUGAUUUGGUUUUCCAUAAGCAUUGCUUCAAAAAGCUCACAAGCUGCCCCUGUGGGGUGCAUCUCAAUGUGGGAGAGGGCAUGGGGAGAUCUAAAAAUGAAGUAGCCCCAAAGGCUGGCAGUGAUUUGGGAGGAACUUUGAGCCUGUUAGAGAAGAAACUGGACUCCAAAUCACCAGUAGGGUUCCUCUCUGGAUUGUUCUCCCAGGCAAGGCAGGAAAAGAUUGGGAGUUCCAAGGACAGCGACACUGUCAUCUUGAUGGGCUCUUUGCCAACCACUUCUUUCUGAUUGUAAUUCUAAUGUACUGUUGUAUUUUAUCUCUGAAACCAGAAAAAGGAAAAAAAGGGUAAAGUGAAUAAAUUUGUUUCACCUUUCAGUUUGCUGUAAAGGAAUUUGAGCCAGUUAAUGUUGUAAAAAAUUUUCGUUUGUUAAUCUAUACAUAUGUUUUUUGGUUAAUCAA
This is a messenger RNA of Malania oleifera, 4097 nucleotides long. RefSeq lists its product as uncharacterized. Gene Ontology annotation, cellular component: intracellular membrane-bounded organelle. The transcript is spliced from 5 exons. The record is from RefSeq and is a predicted model, not a curated record. The coding region runs from base 482 to 3925 and encodes 1147 amino acids. Gene Ontology annotation, molecular function: phosphatidylinositol phosphate binding. Lineage: Eukaryota; Viridiplantae; Streptophyta; Magnoliopsida; Santalales; Ximeniaceae.